AUGAAUGGGAGGUCAUGCAGUAUGAGCCAUCGGACAACAGGUAUUUCUCAUGGACCUAGGAUGAUCAGUGGACAGCAGAUCCCACCUGUCAGAGUUCAUGCAGGAACACCCUGCCCAUCUUCAAAUAGCAGCACCCCAAGCCCAGCUAUUGGAAAUUUUUCUGCCAGCCUACACUUAAAGAUGCCCCUUGGAGGAGGGGCAGCUCCUCAGAGCAACAGCAUUGACAGUGUUAUUCACCUUCCUGCUCUAAGUCCCAGGAAACAAGUGGUUACAAAUGGGAAGCCUUUAUUACAAGUCCCACAGCCCCCAGGACUGCCAGCCCCAUACUCUUUAAAGCCAAAACAGCAAGAAUUUGGAAAUACUUUCUCCUCAGGCACAGGUGAAGGAGGUCAUGGUUAUGGACCCCAGUGCAAGUCCGUUGGAAAAGGCAGCUGCAGCAAUGUCAUAGACACCAGCAGUCCCAUGACAGUUCAACAGCUGGGACCUAUUUCACCUCCUGCUCAUCAGGUUUCAACAGCGUGCAACCUUAGCUUGCAGACGCCUGUUGAUGCUUCCAGCCUGAGUGCUUCCUCUUCAGAUACAAGGUCGCUCUUACCAUGUGAAUCUCUGACCUCUACAACAUUAAGCUUCUCAGAAGGUCAGUCUACUUUGAGUGUUAAGCAAGAAUGGUUGCAAGGGUACAAGACACUUCCUUCCAUUCCUCCAGACCAAAGUUUACAGAACAGCAGUGAGCUGGGGGAUUUACUAAAUUUUUCAUCAGGAACCUCUGUGUCCAGUAAUUGCAUCUCUAGCUUGUUACCAUCCUACUUAUAUGGCAUGGAAAAUAAGCAUUCCCCUUACUCUAGUCCUCGCCAUUCCUCAGCCCGGUCUCAAUCAACGCGUUCCAAAAAGAGAGCACUCUCUCUGUCUCCUCUGUCUGAUGGCAUUGGGAUCGACUUCAAUACAAUCAUCCGUACAUCCCCAACCUCUCUGGUGGCCUACAUGAAUAGCUCCAGGACAUCACCAGCAAAUGUCUCCCCACAGCCUGAGGUCUAUGGACAUUUUCUGGGAGUGAGAGGAAGCUGUAUACCCCAAAAUUGCUCUAUUCCAACUGCCCAGAAAGGCUUUCUCAUGGCUAAUGGCAGCAUCACCUUCCCAGGGUACAUUGAGAGUGAGGCUGGUGAGUACCAGCGGAUGCAGCAGCUUGAGCAACCCAGCUUGCAGAUGGCCGCCACAGGUAACAUGGUGAUUCAGCAUGGCUUGCCACCCACCAACAGCCUGAAAAAUGAACAGCUGGAUAACUUCUCAGACCAUACAGCUGACAUGCCUCCACCACCCUUGCUCCCACCACCACCACCUCCGCAAGGGCCACCCCCACCAUACCAUGCUCACCAGCACCAACUUCCACACAGCCUCCCCAGUCACGUUCACCCACUGCCUUUGCCUCCUUCUGCCCCGGGCUCCCUGCUUGAGGAAGAUAGUGAGCUAGACGAUUUCAACGGCAAGCAUGGCUGUCGCUGGGUUGACUGUGGUGUGCUGUAUGAGCAACAGGAGGAACUUGUGCAGCACAUAGAGAAGAUCCAUAUAGACCAGAGGAAGGGAGAGGACUUCACUUGCUUCUGGGCAGGGUGCCCACGAAAGUACAAGCCUUUUAAUGCCCGUUAUAAACUGCUGAUUCACAUGAGAGUCCAUUCAGGAGAGAAGCCGAACAAAUGCACA
Molecule: messenger RNA, 1698 nt
Organism: Apaloderma vittatum (bar-tailed trogon)
Lineage: Eukaryota; Metazoa; Chordata; Aves; Trogoniformes; Trogonidae
Gene: GLIS3
Product: GLIS family zinc finger 3
Exons: 3
Biological process (GO): regulation of transcription by RNA polymerase II
Cellular component (GO): nucleus
Molecular function (GO): RNA polymerase II cis-regulatory region sequence-specific DNA binding; DNA-binding transcription factor activity, RNA polymerase II-specific
Source: RefSeq, a predicted model, not a curated record